This is a messenger RNA of Pseudonaja textilis, 2438 nucleotides long. It is a transcript of the gene SLC15A3, whose product is annotated as solute carrier family 15 member 3. The record is from RefSeq and is a predicted model, not a curated record. Lineage: Eukaryota; Metazoa; Chordata; Lepidosauria; Squamata; Elapidae. Gene Ontology annotation, cellular component: membrane. Gene Ontology annotation, biological process: transmembrane transport. Gene Ontology annotation, molecular function: transmembrane transporter activity.
UGGAGGGGAGAAAUGGGGAAGUGAAUGCAGCACCCAAAGACUUUGUAGAAGAGAAGAGAUCAGGAAAUAAAAGCCAGCAUAGAAAGAUCCAGAGAGAAAUGGCAAAGAAGUAAGAUCUGUAUAGAAGCACAAACAAGGAUUCUGAGGCCUCCACCAUGGCCUCUCGGCGAACUGAAGAUGAGUGCAAACCCCUGUUCAAGCAGAAAGAAGCCCAGCUCAAUGGGCCAGCCCCAUCUCCCUUUGAGGGCAGAAAGGCUGCCUGUCUGGCUGUGUUGCUGGUGGAGAUCCUGGAGCGGGCAGCUUUCUUUGGUAUCGUCUCCAACCUUGUCCUGUACCUCAACAGCAGCACCUUUAACUGGGGUGGCUCUCAGGCUUCUCAGGCAGUUUUGAUCUUCAUAGGUGCCUCCUAUCUGCUCUCACCCAUCGGGGGCUGGCUCGCCGAUGCUUACCUAGGCUGCUACUGGACUAUUGUCUUCAGCUUCCUGCUCUACCUUGUCUCAGCAUGCCUGUUGCCCAUUGUGGCCUCACAGGACGGGCGCCUCUGGUUGUGUGGAGAGAUGCCAUCAUACCCAAUACAGCCUUCAUGCCAAGAUGACAUGUCCGAGUGUAAACAAGAGCUUCCGAGUCCAUAUUGCGCCCCGCUCCUGUACACUGGUCUGCUGAUCAUGGCCCUUGGCAUCAGCUCCGUCAAAGCCAAUCUCAUUCCAUUUGGUGCCGAUCAGGUGACAGACUGUGGCCAGGAAGCUACCCGACGUUUCUUCAACUGGUUCUACUGGAGCAUUAACAUUGGGGCUGUGCUUUCGCUGCUGGUGAUUGCCUUCAUCCAACAGAAUGUGGGCUUCCUGAUUGGCUAUGCCAUUCCUGCUGUCUGUCUGGCCGUGGCCCUUGUAAUCUUCCUUCUGGCUGCCCCCAUCUUUAUCACAAAGCCAGCUGCUGGCAGUCGAGUCUUCACUGUGUUGCAUUUGACUCUCCAGAACAGCUGUUGUGGCAAAGCAUUGCAAAAGGUGACCCUAAAAACCAGGGCAAGUAAUCCCCUGCUGGAAGCAGACAGACCCAAUCCGCUUUCAGGGGAAAGCAACCAGCCUAUGGGGUCAUCAUCCUAUGAACACGCCUCCAACCUCCAUGUGGUGGCAAAGAUCCUGCCAGUUCUGCUGACUCUCAUCCCCUAUUGGAUGGUUUAUUUCCAGAUGCAGUCAACCUACUACUUGCAGGGUCUCCAUCUCUCCAUCCCCAACUUCUUUCAAAGUAGUCAUAUGAAUGACAGUGCAUUCUCAGAAACCAUAGAUACUGUCUAUAUGUUUCCAGAUGCCUGGCUCCUUCUAGCCAAUGUAGUGGUUCUAUUGAUCCUCAUUCCAUUGAACGACCGAGUAAUAGACCCAUUCCUAGCAAAGAAGAAGCUGUUGCCAUCAGCACUGAAGAGAAUGGCAGCAGGCAUGAUCUCUGGCCUUGGCUCAGUCCUAUUAGCAGGUUUCCUGGAGACUAAGCGGCUGCGAUAUGUGAACCACAACCAGACAAUCUCACAACGAAUUGGGAAAGAUGAAUACUUUGCAGCCCCACUCUCCAUUUUCUGGCAAAUCCCUCAAUAUUUACUCAUUGGAAUCAGUGAAAUCUUUGCCAGCAUUCCGGGGCUGGAAUUUGCCUAUUCUGAAGCUCCCAGAACCAUGCAAGGAGCAAUUAUGGGUCUUUUUUUCUUCAUUUCUGGAGUUGGAUCUCUUUUAGGAUCUGGCCUCCUUAGUUUACUCUCCCUGCCAACCAAUGGCUGGAUGUAUUGCCCAGAAGAUUUUGGAAACAUCAACAAAUGUCGGAUGGAUUAUUAUUUCUUCCUCCUAGGUGGGAUUCAAGCGGUAACAUGCAUCCUCUUCAUGAUCAUCUCCGUCCGCUAUGAGCGUCAACGUCCCAUCAGCUGAGAGAACAACUGAUCGCAUUUAUCAGGACUGCAAGAAGGCACACAUGCUCUCCAGUUAUCAUGAGGUUCAAUGCUAUGGCUGUGGUAGAAAAUUAACCGAUUCAAAUGUUGUGAAGAUUAUAUGAAUGAAAAUUAAGAUAAAGUAAUCCAGAUGACCAACAAUGGCAACUAAUCAGGGUACUAAGAACUCCAGUUCCUUAGUCGAGGUGUUAAUGUUUUCCGGAAACUCAAUAUGAACAGUGGAGUUAUGGGAAGCUUGAAGCUAAGAUAUUAACUACUGAAUGUAAGUGAAACAAAUCAUUUCUUGAUCCAUCAAAAUGGUUCUUGCCCCUCUUAGUACUUCCAAUUUCCUUUGAGCUGAACCAUUUUGGGGGGAAACAAAAUUAAAUCCUUUAAAAAAGGAGAACGUCAUACAUAACUGUAUAUACUUGUACAUAGACAUUCACAUAAUUUGGGGGUGUGAAAAUCAUCAGAAGCUUCUGAUAGUUUCCAGCCAAAUAUCAGUGUUGCAAAUGUAGAUUUCAUGGGGAUC